Molecule: messenger RNA, 483 nt
Organism: Nematocida minor
Lineage: Eukaryota; Fungi; Microsporidia
Exons: 1
Coding region: 1-483 (160 amino acids)
Source: RefSeq, a predicted model, not a curated record
AUGCUUAUAAUGGGAGACAUGGACAGAGUGAAAAUAUACACGCUGUCAGAGCUGGAAAAGAAGGAAAAGCUAGAAAUGGUGCUGGCCAAUGAGUUUGAUAUCUUUUCCAUGACAGGAGUGGAUCCGAAGGACAAAGAGUUUCAAAAAACAUGCAUAAAAGAAGUCAUGAGACAGAACCCGAGCGGAUACAACCACAAGUGCAACUGUCCAGUGCAAAAGUUCAAACAGGUUAAAUACAUCCCUGCUAAAGAUGUGAUUGCAUACAACAGCGGAAAGUGCAGUUUAGACGUUGCACAGAUAGGAUAUCUUGUGCCAAGAAACAGUGCGUUUGGGAAAGAAUUCAGAGGCCUUCUUCUGCUGGUCAGACAGAUCAUCAUCUCAAAGAAAGAAACUAUCUCUGUGCCAUUUGAGUUCUUUACAACUUGGCUUGGGCUGAAUGUGUGCAUUGUCUGUCUGCUGUACAUGGAGAAAUACAUUUUCUAG